CCUAAGUCAAAGCAGAGUACAGUGUCACGACUGUGCUGGGGCGGGGGGGCAGGUUGGGGGCCUCCACCUUCUGAAUGAACCACAUUAGCAUUGGGAAGUAUCAUGGACUGCGGGUGGGCUCGGCCGUGCUCAGCAUUGUGGCUGGCUGCAUCAUCAUUGGGGUGUCCAGGGAGUGUGACGCUGAUGCUGUAGGAGGUAUCUUCUUGGGAGCAGGGGGCCUCGGCCUGCUCAUAUCGAUCUACCCCUUCAUAAGAGCCUGGCUGAACAUCAACCAUAUUCUUCCAUCUUUUGGAAAUGUCCGAGUGCACCCCACGCCUGCCAAUCCUGCUCCUGAACAGCCGAUAGAGGCACUAAGACGAGAAGGGACUCAGAGUCAACUAAAUCUGGAACGUUCUAAGAGUCGUAUGGGAACCUUUGUCGAGGGCGGACCAAGGGCUGAGCCCAACCCAGAUGAAGGAACUUCUUCAGACAUCCCAGACAUCUUAUCUAGACGGAAACUAAAGCUGUCACCUGAUCAAGACUUGCCAUGAUGUCAUCUUACCACACGAGCUGACUGACCACUAUUAUUUAAUCUUCUCUACUAAAUCUUCUUCAUUAAGAUUCCUUCAAAUGUGGGAAAAAGGGUAUUUUGAGUCUUUCUGAUUCAUUAUUUUUGCUGUAGCGUUGUUGUAUAAUCUUAUUUGCUGAGAUCACCUCAUGAUAUUGUACUCAUGUGGUCUUAUAAUUAUAUGCAAAUAUUAAAUUGGAAUUGUUAGUGAAGUACUUCCUGACACUAAGGGAAGCUAAUGAAGCCCAGCAGUCCCAUUUGUGUGCAGCUCAUCUCAUCAUCGCCCCAUGUUUUCAUUCUCCAAUUAAAAAAUUAUUAUGGUCAUUAUGUGAUGAUGGGACUCUUACACAGUACAGCUCAAGCUCUCUGGUUUGUAUGUAGAAAGAGCUAAACAAAUGGGUAUGCAUGUGUUCAGAUAUGCAAAUAGCUACAACCAUCGCAUGCACACAGUGAGCUGCACCACCGCAGUGUAAUAUAAUACAUUGAUAUUCAGGACAGCACAGGCAGAAGUGAUGCUGCAUGGGAAGUGGCGUGGGGAAGAACGCUGUGCUCAGACGAAAAGUGUGACGUGCUGUGAGGCUGAAUAACGAUGAUGGGUCUCAGCAACAGGAGUCCAAGGAGUCUGCAGUGCCUUGAUGACAACUAGCAGUUUGAUUGUCAGGUCUCAAAUCACAACGCCUCGCCGAAGUCCUUCUGAGUCUGCAUGAAGUUAACUGGCAGAGGGACACAUAAUAAACAGUUGAUUGAACAUCAUCCAGAAGACGUUGAUGGUUGACACUGAAAAAGGAAAAAUUGCUUCAAUUCAAGCCUCAGUGUUUGAGGACUUCCUUUAUUUAUUUAUCAUUUUUAAACCAUCCAUCCAUGGCCAGUUCAUGCCCACUCCAGCAUGCAAUCAUAGACCAGAGGCAUUAAUAUAUAAACACUCAUCUCACAGAGGCUCAGCAAAUUUUAAAAAAGAAACCACAUUUUGCCCUAUUCUGUCAAAUAAACAGUCAAAAUGCCAGCUAUGUUUAGUCUUUCUGAUGGUGACCAAAAGAGGUGAACCAAACUCUUCAUCCCCACCCCUCGAAACAGCAGCUGACAAGUCCAUUAAAUCUUCUUGGAGCUGUUGAUCGUAUCACGCAGUCUCCAUCAGCGGAUGGAGUUAGCUCAGUUGUUAUGAAACUGUAGACCCUCAAACCUUCAUUUAUUCUGACCGCUUGUAAGGCUUCACAUCUGGGACUGCUCCUCAUCCAUUUUGGCUGAUGAAUACCAUAUAAUACAAGUGAAAGCUCCACCUCUAAAAGAGCAAGUUCAUCCUGAGUUGAGAUUGUUUGCCAGCUGCAAUUUGCUGAUGAAGAUAAUUUGAUAUGGUUAAAAGUUCUGGAGCUAGAUAAUAAAUUGACAUUGGGUAAUUUUGUCUUUACAACAAAACAGACACUGGAAGAAUUAUGAAGAAAAAAGACAAGUUAGUGGACCUUGAGUUGGGUUUAUUUCGCUAAA
Messenger RNA from Monopterus albus (swamp eel), 2029 nucleotides. It is a transcript of the gene kncn, whose product is annotated as kinocilin. The transcript has 5 exons. The coding region runs from base 75 to 530 and encodes 151 amino acids. The record is from RefSeq and is a predicted model, not a curated record. NCBI's taxonomy places the organism in Eukaryota, Metazoa, Chordata, Actinopteri, Synbranchiformes, Synbranchidae.